CGGGGGUGAUAGGUGGAAAAUUCGACUUGCCAUCAUCGGGGCGGUUUGGUUACUGUAUGAUGCACACUUGGGCAAUUCCGCCCUUAGUUUAAGCAGUGCUAUUUUGUACCACUAAAUUUGUAGUAGUUCAUAACCAUACAAUGCUGUUAUGACACCGGAGGUUCAAGAUGCUGAGCGUUAUUUUACGCUAGUGAGUGGCCAUAGAAUACCAGCCGUUGGAUUAGGCACUUGGAGAUCUGGUUCUCGGGCCGAUGAUUCUGUGUUCACUGCUAUUGUUGAGGCUGGUUAUAGGCACAUCGAUACUGCUGCAGAAUAUGGAGUUCAUGAAGAGGUAGGUUUUGGUCUACAAGCGGCAAUUAAAGCAGGAAUCCGUAGGGAAGACAUCUUCGUCACCACUAAGCUUUGGUGCUCUGACUUAUCCCCAGACAGGGUUAGAAUCGGAUUAAACAAUGCUCUUCAAGAACUCCAAGUUGACUACCUCGAUCUUUUAUUGAUUCACUGGCCUUUUCAUCUUAAAGAAGGAGCCAGCAGGCCUCCCAAAGAAGGGGAAGUUUUGGACCUAGACAUGGAAGGCGUUUGGAGAGAAAUGGAGAAGCUUGUGAAGGAAAAUCUUGUUAGGGACAUCGGAAUUAGCAAUUUUACCUUGAAGAAGCUGGACAACUUACUCCGUUUUGCUCAAACAUUGCCAUCGGUUUGCCAGAUGGAAAUGCACCCAGGAUGGAGAAAUGAUAAAAUGCUGGAGGCUUGUAAGAAAAAUGGCAUCCAUGUCACUGCUUAUUCGCCUCUGGGGUCUUCAGGAGGAGGUAGGGACUUAAUACACGAUGAAGAAGUUGAAAGGAUAGCAAAGAAGUUGAACAAAACUCCAGGUCAAAUUCUUGUGAGGUGGGCUCUGCAGAGGGGAACUAGUGCUAUUCCAAAAUCAACCCACUCGGAAAGGAUUAAAGAGAACAUUGCAGUGUUUGGAUGGGAGAUUCCUGUGGAGGACUUUCAAGCUCUUUGCAGGUUCCCAAAUCAGAAACGAGUGCUAAGCGGAGAAGAACUAUUUGUGAACAAGGAGGCUGGACCCUUGAGGAGCGUGGCUGAUGUUUGGGAUCACGAGGAUUGAAGAGUUUUGAAUAAAAAGAGACUUGGAGGAGCAGAAGGUGUAAAUUUUAGUCGUAGAAAAAUAUGAAUAUAAUGGGAAUUUGGUAGAAAUUUUAUUGAACAAUUAAAUACUUAACCUGUAAUAUAAAUGUUGAUGUGCACUUGUGCAGGGAUAUUUCUUAACAAGUUAUAAUAUGAAGUUUCGAAUAUGUUUUAUAUACAUGUAAAUAUAGAAACAGAUUACAUUCUUGUA
This is a messenger RNA of Benincasa hispida (wax gourd), 1336 nucleotides long. Its product is annotated as NAD(P)-linked oxidoreductase superfamily protein. NCBI's taxonomy places the organism in Eukaryota, Viridiplantae, Streptophyta, Magnoliopsida, Cucurbitales, Cucurbitaceae. The record is from RefSeq and is a predicted model, not a curated record. Gene Ontology annotation, molecular function: oxidoreductase activity.